AGGAGAAGGGAGGGGAGGGGAGGUGGAGGGACGAGAGGGGUGAGAUGGGGUGGGUGAACGAGGAGCGGAAGCAGGUAUAAACAGGCCCUCUCGCGGAGGCCGCAGUGAUAGCAGACCCCGUGGGUAUAUCUUGUCGCCCGAGCCCCCUCGUGAUCAUAUCUUACCUAGCGACCAACCAACGGCCACCGAAUAGUGCUUGCCCUCUCGCCUCCGUCUCCGUCUCCGUCUCCGUCUCCGCCCCCGCAACCAUGGCACCCGUCGAAAUCGGCGUCUUCAUCCCCAUCGGCAACAACGGAUGGCUCAUCUCGAAGACGUCGCCGCAGUACAUGCCGACGUGGGAGCUCAACCGCGAGGUGGUGCAGCGCGCCGAGCACCACGGCUUCGACUUCGCCCUCUCCAUGGUUAAGCUGCGGGGCUUCGGCGGGCCCACCGCCUUCUGGGACCACAACCUCGAGCCCUUCACGCUCAUGGCCGCCCUCGCCGCCGCCACCACGCGCAUCCGCCUGUUCGCCUCCGCCGCCGUGCUCGCCGUGCCCCCCGCCAUCGCCGCUCGCAUGGCCGUCACCAUCGACGCCGUCGCCCCGGGCCGCUUCGGCCUCAACAUCGUCACCGGUUGGCAGCCCGCCGAGUACGCCCAGAUGGGCCUCUGGCCCGGCGACGCCUUCUUCGGCUACCGCUACGACUACGCGAGCGAGUACGUCAGCAUCCUCCGCGACCUUUGGCGCCGCGGCGUCUCCGACUUCCAGGGCGACCACUUCCACAUGGACGACUGCCGCCUCUUACCGCGCCCCAGCGCCGGAGACAUCCCCGUCAUCGCCGCCGGCCAGUCCGACCGCGGCAUCGAGUUCGCCUCUCAGCACGCCGACUACAACUUCACGGUCGGCCGGGGAAUCAACACGCCGAAGGCCUUCGCCAAGGCCUCGUCGCGCCUCGUCGACGCCGCCGCCGCCACCGGCCGCGACGUCGGCUCCUACGUCCUGUUCAUGAUCAUCGCCGAGGACACCGACGACGAGGCCCAAGCCAAGUGGAGCCGCUACAGCGACGGCAUCGACACCGAGGCCGCCGCCUGGAUGAUCUCUCAGUCUGCCAAGGACGUCGAAGCCGACGCCAACUCCCUCGCACGAAACCUGAGCAUCCCCGAAGGCACGGUCAGCAUGAACGUCGGCACCCUAAUCGGUUCCUACGAGAAGGUCGCCGCUAUGCUCGACGAGAUCGCCGAGGUACCGGGCACGAAGGGUAUCAUGCUCACGUUCGACGACUUCGUGGAGGGCGUAGAUAAAUUCGGCGAGAAGAUACAGCCGUUGAUGAAGAGUCGGCAGGGGAGAGAAUAGUUUAGGUAUACGUCUAUCCCUUUGUCUUCCUUAAAACGAGGGGCUAGCUGGGUACCGAUAAUAGUGAAUGAGUAAUGUUCUUUCUCAUCAUAAGCUACCGAGUGGUGUUAUUUACACAACGCAUUCUGCUCGCAACCGGGACUCGGGCGUCUCCUGGCGCGAUUGUCUAGGCCGGACUGACGUGCCUUGCACGACGACACGACGAGGUAGCAACCGGCGUGUCUUUUUUUAUCUCAUGCUUUAUCACCAACUUAUACAGGACAGGACGUGGCGUGAUACGUGUGACAUACCUAGAUUACGAAUCACAGGAUGGCAGAAUCGUCGUCACAUCGAAUGAGAUACCUACGAUAGCCAAUAAUACCGAGAGAGGGCAUGGUGAACAUUACCUACAGUCUAAAAUGCUGCCCGAAUCUUGCCCUCCCCCGUUUCCUUCUUCGUAUUUCAAUAUAGGCAAAGGGAGCUCCCUAUGGGCCUCGCUAAUACCACUGUGUGUUCCAUCAGUUAAUAGGUGUAGAUGGGCCUCGAUCCAGCCAUGAUAUGUAAGCCCCCUGUCCCCCGCCCUCAAAAAAAAAAAAAAA
Durotheca rogersii is the source of this 1909-nucleotide messenger RNA. RefSeq names its product pyrimidine utilization protein A. The coding region runs from base 249 to 1331 and encodes 360 amino acids. Gene Ontology annotation, molecular function: alkanesulfonate monooxygenase activity. Gene Ontology annotation, biological process: uracil catabolic process; alkanesulfonate catabolic process. The transcript has a single exon. NCBI's taxonomy places the organism in Eukaryota, Fungi, Ascomycota, Sordariomycetes, Xylariales, Xylariaceae. The record is from RefSeq and is a predicted model, not a curated record.